AUGCUUAGGCUUCUGUCGGUGAUAGUACUGUUUGUUGGCAGUAUGGCUCUGCACGCUGGCGCCGAAGGUGAAAAUAAAGCAGCCCUCGCGCGGGACUACGGGGUAAAACUAUGUGGCAGGGAGUUCAUAAGAGCCGUAAUCUUUACCUGUGGAGGAUCCCGGUGGAAAAGAUCGGUAGAUCUGGAGUCUCUUCAGAGCAGCGAGAGAAACCCCUUCCUGAUCAGCUCCUACGAUGAACUCUUCAACAGUAAGGACAGGCUCAGCUGGCCACAGGCGAGAUUGGAAGCAGCAGACCGUCCACAGAAGCCCAGCUCCACGCUGGCGGACCUACUCAAAGCGCUGGGCGAAGUCAGUGACUACGAGGCGGGGCCAGAAUCGGACCAGGGCGAGACGCUGCAGUGGGAGAGUCGAUGGCAACAGGGGCUGCCGGCAAUGCUGGGUGCGAACCCCAACAUCCCGUGGCCGCGCCCCAACAGACCAAAAAGGAACUUCUCCCUGGGCUUGGCCGGAAUGUGCUGCAACCAGGGCUGCACUAAGAAUGACAUUGGGCGGCUGUGCUAA
Megalops cyprinoides (Indo-Pacific tarpon) is the source of this 561-nucleotide messenger RNA. Its product is annotated as relaxin-3-like. Gene Ontology annotation, molecular function: hormone activity. NCBI's taxonomy places the organism in Eukaryota, Metazoa, Chordata, Actinopteri, Elopiformes, Megalopidae. The record is from RefSeq and is a predicted model, not a curated record. The transcript is spliced from 2 exons. Gene Ontology annotation, cellular component: extracellular region. Bases 1 to 561 code for a protein of 186 amino acids.